ACCGAAAAAUAACAUAACGAAACAAUUGACAAUUCAGAGACGAAAUCACAAAAGGAGUGUCGUAAGCACUAGGCCCGGCAUGCCACACUACUUGCACAGAUGCACCAUUGAUUGAGGCAUUGAGCCAUUGACCAUUGUGUUGCCAAACCAUUAAACCAAUAUUCUAGUCCUCCACGUUCGUCUCUUUCUUCUCAUACUACCUUCCUUCCAUCUUUCCCAAAUUUCCAUGAAACCGGCCAUAUUCCAGCCCCCUCAUCCACCAAACUUCAAGAUUCCUCAACCUCCAUCCCAUUUUUAUAUUAUCCCAACUCACAAAGAAUCUCCUUUCCCAGUUUUUCUUCUCUUUUCUCCCUCUUUCCAACUCCUUCCCUCCUCCUCCUCCUCCUCCUCCUCCUCCUUCCUCCCUUUCAUUGCUGCGAUCACACUUUUGAAGCUACGACAACCAUCCCUCCUUUUCUGGGUACUCGCCAUUUUCAUCCUUCUCAAGGUAUUCCCCCUUUCCCUAGUCCCCCAUUUAAUUGUUACUGGGCAAUCUCAAAAUUUCAAUUGCACAUUAUUAGUAUAAUUUAGACCUGUUUUGGGUAGUUUUGAUGUCGAACUGAAAAGGGUAUUUGGAAAUUUUGAAGGUUAAUUUGUGGGAAGGCAAUUGGGAGGGAAGGGUGCUCAGAUCUAUUUUGGAUCGUCCCUUCCCAUGGCUUAUUAUAGUUGGGUGUUUCUUGGGUUUUUAAAACCCCUUUUUAUGUGCCUUAUAGUUUUGCAUCUAUGCUGUGUUUCUGUAUUUGGUUCUUCUGAUUCAACAUGCUCAAAUGACACCUCUUUGGCCGGUUUUCGGUCCGAGUUUAUGAUGCUUCAACAUCAAUUGAGAGGGGUUUUUACCAUACUUGAUAAUUGUUCAUUUAGGGUUAGUGAAUUUGAUAUGCUCCCUGGGUCUGAUCAUGUGCGUUGGUGGGGUGCUGUAGGUGAUAAUUUUGUUAAUUUGACAAAUGGGUUUAUCAUUUCUGAUGAGAAUUUGGAUAGGACUUAUAAUAAUGAUAGCUUUGUUGUUCAUUUGAGAAGUAAUGUUAGUUGGGAUCAGAUUAAAGUAGUUGCUGUUUGGGAUUCUCCCACUGCCUCUGAUUUUGGGCAUGUUGUACUUCAUAACUUGGUUAAUGGUUUGGAGAUUUCGGCCCCUCCAGCACCUGCACCAGUUAGUGAUAGUAGUAGUAAUAAUGCAACAAAUGUGAAGAAAUGGCGGUAUGAACAGCCUACGAUGUUCGAGAACUGUAAGAUUUUGUCACCUAAGUAUAGGGUUCGGUGGACCUUGAGAGAAGAUGAUAAUGUGAUUGAUAUUGGUUUGGAGGCAGUGACUGGGAUUCAGAAUUAUAUGGCAUUUGGGUGGGCAAAUCCUAAGGCUUCUUCAGGGUACAUGCUUCUUGCUGAUGUUGCUGUUACAGGGUUUACCGAGGAGGGUAUGCCCUUUGCGGAGGAUUACUAUAUUACGGACUAUAGUGAGUGUUCAGUAGAUGAGAAUCAUGUUGCUCGCGGCGUUUGUCCUGAUUCACUGUAUAAUGGGUCUGAUUCAGUGAAUGAUACACAUUUAGUUUAUGGCCAUCGAAAAGAUGGUGUAUCUUUCAUCCGGUACCAGCGGCCACUAAAAGCAAACGACCCAAAGAAUGAUGUCCCAGUGAAUCAAAUGGAGAAUGCGACUGUGAUUUGGGCAUUGGGUAGGAUUAAGCCACCAGAUUAUCUCCGACCUUACUCUCUUCCCCAGAACCAUGGGGGCCCUCAGUUUGAGACCUAUGGAUAUUUACUUCUAAAUGUUUCAGAGCAUAUAAACGAUUGUAUGGGGCCUCUCGAUGCAGUGGACAAGGAAGAUCAAGAUCUUGUCAUUGCAGAUGCUAAUGCGCCUCUUCUUGUUACUUCGGGGACUGCUUUGCAUUACCCAAAUCCUCCAAACCCCUCUAAGGUUCUCUACAUCAACAAGAAAGAAGCUCCGCUGUUGAGAGUGGAGAGAGGUGUUCAAGUUAAGUUUUCUGUGCAAGCUGGGCAUGAUGUACCCUUUUACAUAACAUCUGACCCAUUAGGUGGAAAUGCUACAGAGAGGAAUAUUUCAGAGACUAUAUAUGCUGGUAGAGUUGAAGUUGAAGGAGUUCCAGCAAGUCCAAAGGAAUUAGUUUGGACACCUCACAGGAACACUCCAGAUCUUGUUUAUUAUCAAUCAGCGUAUGAGCAGAAAAUGGGUUGGAAGGUUCAAGUGGUUGAUGGGGGAUUAUCAGACAUGUAUAACAACAGUGUUGUUUUGGAUGACCAGCAAGCUAGUUUCUUUUGGACCUUGUCUGAAAACUCUAUUUCUAUUGCAGCUCGGGGUGAGAGAAAAAGUGGAUAUCUUGCUAUUGGUUUUGGUAGUGAAAUGGUGAAUAGUUUUGCUUAUGUCGGUUGGUUUGAUGGUGAUGUGAAAGGUCGGGUUGAUACCUAUUGGAUUGAUGGCAGAGGCGCCUCUGAUGUCCACCCAACAAAGGAGAAUCUAACAUAUGUGAGAUGCAAAUCUGAGAAUGGUGUCAUCACUUUGGAGUUUACUCGUCCCCUUAAUCCAUCAUGCCCCAAGAAGGAUGAAAGGCCUGAAUGCAAAAACAUCAUAGAUCCAACUACUCCUCUGAAAGUCAUCUGGGCAGUGGGUUCUACAUGGUCCAGUGACCCUUUGACCGAGAAAAACAUGCAUUCUGCUCACAGCAGUCGCCCUGUCAGGGUGAUGCUGAAUCGUGGUUCAGCAGAAGUAGAGCAGGACUUGAGACCGGUGUUAGCUGUCCAUGGAUUUAUGAUGUUUCUUGCAUGGGGCAUUUUGCUUCCUGCUGGGGUACUCACUGCGAGAUAUCUGAAACAUAUGAAAGGUGAUGGUUGGUACAAAGUCCAUGUUUAUUUGCAGUAUUCAGGGUUGGCAAUUGUCCUGCUUGGAUUUCUCUUUGCAGUUGCCGAGCUGAAAGGCUUGUUUAUGACCUCCUUACACGUGAAGCUUGGGAUGGCUGGUGUUGUUUUGGCCUGUUUUCAACCCAUUAAUGCCUCAUUAAGGCCAAAGAAAGCAUCCAAUGGUGAAUCUCCAUCUUUGAAAAGAGUAAUUUGGGAAUACUCUCACGUAAUCAUUGGCAGAUCAGCCAUCAUGAUAGGGAUGGCUGCCCUUUUGACAGGAAUGAAACAUUUAGGAGAAAGGUAUGAAGAGGAUGUCAGAAGGCUUACGUGGGCUCUGAUAUGCUGGUUUUUGUUUGGUGGAGUGACCAUCCUAUAUUUGGAGUACCGGGAAAAGCAACAUGGUGAUAGAAGCUCAGGAAGAGGCAAGUGGGUUCUGGGUAAUGUAGAAGAUGAUUCUGCUGAUCUCUUGAGCCCUACUGGCACGUAUGCUGAGAAAGAGGCUCAUCUAUCAGACAGAAUGGAAGUUCAGUUGGAGCCCUUGAACAGAUAGCUUUUAAGAGACUCACAUUUUUUCAUGUUUAUACAGACUUGUACUCAAUUUUGCAUUUUUGUCAAUUAGAUCCAAAGAAAGAAAAAAGAGGAAAAUGGCUUUGCGAUAUAGGACUAUAGGUGAAAAUAGCGACUUCAUUUGGAGUGAAAGGAAAUUUUACUUGUCAAAUUCUCAUGAACCAUGAUGUAUACUAAUUUCGAUUUUUGUUCUGGAUACUUAUGUUAAAAAAUCACUGGCUCUCUUA
Chenopodium quinoa (quinoa) is the source of this 3677-nucleotide messenger RNA. Its product is annotated as cytochrome b561, DM13 and DOMON domain-containing protein At5g54830. The record is from RefSeq and is a predicted model, not a curated record. Gene Ontology annotation, biological process: cytochrome complex assembly. NCBI's taxonomy places the organism in Eukaryota, Viridiplantae, Streptophyta, Magnoliopsida, Caryophyllales, Amaranthaceae. The coding region runs from base 692 to 3433 and encodes 913 amino acids. Gene Ontology annotation, molecular function: heme binding. The transcript has a single exon.